This is a messenger RNA of Oppiella nova, 966 nucleotides long. NCBI's taxonomy places the organism in Eukaryota, Metazoa, Arthropoda, Arachnida, Sarcoptiformes, Oppiidae. The record is from the annotation of a GenBank genome assembly.
AUGUCUUUCCGUGUGGAACCGUUGGGUGAGAAUGGAUACAAUCUGGGAGAGGGUCCGCAUUGGGACUCCGAGAGGAAGAAACUAUAUUUCGUGGACGCGUUUGUUGGCGACGUCCUGGCCAUGGAUGUGAGCACCGGCCGCACAGACAAAACCAGUUUCAAAGAUUUGGUUACAAUUGUGAUCCCAUUUGAAGAGAAUAAUGACAUUCUUUUAGUGAGUCUCAGGAAUAAAGUGUUAAAAUGGGACACAAAAGCAAACACUCGGGAAGUGAUUGCAAGGAUUGCACCGGAAUUGGAGGGCAAAGAGAGGUUCAAUGACGGAAAGGUGAUUGCACCGGAAUUGGAGGGCAAAGAGAGGUUCAAUGACGGAAAGGUGGACGCAUUGGGACGGCUAUGGAUCGGCAGUGUAUUGGACGGACCCAAUGGAGCCGUUCCUCAAAAGGGAAGUCUCUAUAAACUGUUUGCCAAUAAUUUCGUGAAAAUGUCGGACAAUAUCACUCUUUCCAAUGGCAUGACUUGGAAUCUAUACAAUACUAAAAUGUAUUUCAAUGAUUCCGGUGAUCAGAAAAUCUAUGUUUUCGACUUUGAUCUCCAAAAUGGAUUAUUACACAACAAAAAAGUUUUCGUUGAUUUUAAAUGCAAUCCUGAUUUCAAGAGCGAUGAAUAUCCGGACGGAAUGACAACUGAUAAAAGUGGGAGACUUUGGGUGUCGUUAUACGGCGGCGGAAGGGUUGUCCAAAUCAAUGAAGAAUCUGGAUCGGUUGAAAACUAUGUGUCAAUACCGGCCCUAUUGACCACUUCUAUAGCAUUCGGUGGCCAAGAGUUGGACCAAAUGUUUGUGACGACAGGCGAUGAUAAGCAGGAUUUGAAUGAAUACCCAAAUGCGGGCAAAAUAUUUCGGGUCACCUCUUCUGACCACACUUUUAGAGGAAACAAAAUUGAGACAAACUUUAGACCUAAUGUUUGA